This is a messenger RNA of Caenorhabditis remanei, 1740 nucleotides long. RefSeq lists its product as uncharacterized. The coding region runs from base 1 to 1740 and encodes 579 amino acids. Lineage: Eukaryota; Metazoa; Nematoda; Chromadorea; Rhabditida; Rhabditidae. The transcript is spliced from 14 exons. The record is from RefSeq and is a predicted model, not a curated record. Gene Ontology annotation, molecular function: GTPase regulator activity; protein binding.
AUGCAGGACCGUUCCUGCUACAAACUGACACAGGAAGGAGAACGUCUUUUUCGUAUGCAAAAAUAUGAGCAAGGCAUCGAUCUAUUGAAAAAAGCGUUGGAAGUAGGAACAGAUGAUUUUUCACUGCUGUCCGCUAUUUAUUGUCAACUCGGAAAUGCGCACACCAUGCUCAAAGACUAUGAGCAAGCCCUCAAGUUUCACACUUAUGAUAUUCUAGUCGAGAGAUUGCUUGGAAACAAAGAAGGAGAGGCAAAAUCAUGUGCAAAUUUGGGAAAUAUAUUCAAAAUGAAAGGAGCGUACAACGACGCGCUCACUUUCACUUUCAAACAACUGGAUUUCGCCGAGGAGCUUGGAGAUAAAGUUCUAAAAUCUCGAGCAUAUUACAAUAUCGCAACAAUCUAUGUUGAACGUGGACGCUGCACCAAACUUGAAGCGGCCGAGGAGAAGAACGAAGCGAAGAACGUCGAAGCCACUUCUGAUUUUGAGAACGCUGCUAAAUACUUCAAGUUGAAUCUGGAAGUAGCUGAACAGUUGGAGGAUGCAUUGACAAUGGGCAGAUGCUACGGUAGCUUAGGCAACACUUUUUAUUGUCUUGGAGACUACGAUCAAUCUAUUCACUUUCAUAAGCUUAGACUUGAAUUAUCCCAACAAUACGGAGAUAGAGCAUCAAUGCGACGGGCUCAUGCUAAUAUCGCAAAUUGUCACGCGUUGAAAUCGAACAUGCCUCUGGCUAUUCAGCAUUAUAAACUGGCUUACAACCUGGCUAUGGAAAUAGGCAACAAGACCGAGGAGGCUCAAAUGGCUUACUCGCUGGCCAACGCCCUCUACAUCGGAAAAGAAGUCCAGAAAGCUAUCACCUACUUCCAACGUCAUCUCAAAAUUGCCCGAAGCUUGGAAGACAUCUCCGGACAGUUAAGAUCAUACUAUUCACUCGCUUUGUCAUUCAACAAUCUUUGUGAACGACGCAAAGCACUUUAUUUCUUGGUCCUUGCUAAGAGGAGCUCUCUUCAGGUUAACGACACGAGUGCCAUCACUGACAUUGAUAACUUGCUCAACGAAAUUCUGGAGGCCGGACAGGAAGACGUGCUGAUAGACGAUAUUGAACUCAUAAUCGACCAGUCAGCCGACCCAGCUCCAGCUGACAUUGAGCAUCGUGAGAUUCGUCUCACCUACUUCCAGAAGAGAAAUAUUAACGACAGACCAGUGAACACACCCGAGGAUCCUCUUGCAGAGGAUCGCUACGAGAAGGAGGAGUUCUUUGAUAUGCUUGCAAAGCUGCAAUCAAAAAGAAUGAACGACCAACGUGUAGAUGCUUCCGUUCUCAACACAAACAUUGACUUCAGAGUUCGACAAACCGACACAGAACCGGACAACUCUUCAACUGAUGGUUCGGAAGUUCUGAUUGAUCUGAUUCUGAACGCUCAAGAACGUAGAAUGGACGACCAAAGGGCUCCAUUCCUGCCAGGACUCAAUCCAAACGGCCAAAUUAUUCUUCGCCGUCUCAACACUGAUCCCGGAAACGAGGAGCUAGACGACCAUUUGGUUGAGUGGCUCAUGCGUGUUCAGAGCCAACGACUUGACGAGCAGCGUAGUGAGCUACCACCAAUCAAGCCAGAAGGGCAGGAAGAACUCGAUAAAAAGAAAGAGGAAGACGUGACUGCCAUUGUCAUGCGUAUGCAAGCCGGUCGUCUAGAGGACCAGAGAGCACAUCUCCCAAAUAUCCCAACUACUAAGAACUAA